Molecule: messenger RNA, 744 nt
Organism: Suillus discolor
Lineage: Eukaryota; Fungi; Basidiomycota; Agaricomycetes; Boletales; Suillaceae
Exons: 1
Coding region: 1-744 (247 amino acids)
Source: RefSeq, a predicted model, not a curated record
AUGACUCCUCAGUCUGAGUCAUCCGUUGGAAAUGACUUUGGCGCCGCAUCAAGUGAUGCAUCAUUGACACCUGGUGUUCAGCUCACCAGUGAUUCGCACUUUACAUCAUUCAAUAACCACGAUUUAAGUGGCACCGACACCUCUGCGUUUGACUACAAUAUGUUUACCACUGUCAUCAAUGACCCAAGUUUCGACAUCUGGAUUUUGGACUUCCCACCUCUGAACGCUUGCCAUGACACUAGUGCUCAUCCCGGAGUCUUUCUCCCUCCAGUUCCUCCUGUGACUUCCCUCACAAAUGUUGGAGGUUCUGGGAUGCAGAACGAAGCACCGUAUCCUGAAGUCUUUCUCCCUCCCAUUCCUCCUGCGACUUCCCUCCCAAAUGUCGGAGGUUCUGGGACACCUCAUCCUGAAGUCUUUCUCCCUCCCGUUCCUCCUGUGACUUCCCUCCCAAAUGUAGGAGGUUCUGGGACACAGAACGAAGCACUGUAUCCCGAAGUCUUUCUCCCUCCGGUUCCUCCUGUGACUUCCUUCCCAGACAUUGGAGGUUCUGGGACGCAGAACAAUGCACCGACUUUGCCGGUCGAAGCCAGAACUAUGCCUCGUCGUGGAAGGCGUCUACAACAACCAAUGGCACCUACUUCGUCGGUUGAUCCAUUUGAUCCACUCCCAGAGGGGCGUCGCCGAGCACGAAAACCUUUUAAUGCGCAAGAAUGUGACAACGAGAUUGGUGGGCCAACAAAGUAG